CGAUCGGAUUUGCAAAUGGAAAAAUCAAGAUGAUGAUGAGCGCAACCAGCGGAGGUGGAGCACAUGGCGCAGGUGCGCGGUCUGCACAAGCCUACUCGCCGGAAGACGAUUUCUCUGUCGGCGACGUCGAGGAAACGCCCUUUAGCUUCAAUGUCCCAUCUCACCGGCUCAGCGCAUCGAUAGGAUCCUCUAUCGGGAGUCUGAACAACUACUUCGCGAAUGGCGGCCGACCCGGAGUAUCUGCGUAUCAAAAUCAGAGUGCUGCUGUUCUUGGUGGUGGAGCUGUAAUAGGAGGUACUAGCGCAUCAACAUCUUCGAGCAAUCCAUUUGCAGGAACUUCUACAAUCCCACCUUCAGCAUUCCAGAAGCAUGAUUUGCUGAGCGGGCCCGACGAAGCUGGUGGUGGCGGUGACCCGGCGGAAUGGGAAGAACAGCGGAUUCGAUCGUUUGGUAGUGGUGCGCCGGGACGCGUCUUGCCGCCACCGAAACCGGUUGUGACGAGCGUCGGCCGGAUUCCAACUCGAAACGUAGGCGACAGUCCGAGCGACGAUGUUCUAGACGAUGUUGCUAGCGUCUCCUCGAACACCAAAGUCGAGAAUCACGUUGCAACCAGUGCGAGUAAAUUCGCGAAGUACACACCUGGAGUUAGUAUGGCGAACUCGAACAGCGUGAAGGUGAAAUCACGCGAUCUACUCGACCGAAAUCACUCGGCUUCACCGUUUCCGCUAUCGCAAGGCUCGUCGCCCAUGGUCCCUAUAGUCGCGAAUCUCGUUUCCUCCUUUGGAGGUGGCGCAAACGCAAAGUCCGAAUUAGCCGCACCUUCCCCGUCUCAGGUGUUAGACGACAAAAGCGGAGCAGCAGUUGAAGAUGCGGAUAAUCGCGCUGUACAACCGGACUCGACAUUUAUUUCGCUACGAAAAUUUACCCGCGCUGGUGGCCCUUUGUUUUUUGUACCUUCUGACCUUAGCAAAAUCAACGGCGGAGGAGGUGGUGGCACUAUUGCAGAUGCAGAGCAGAGAAGUGUGUCGGCUUUGGUCAGACAAUUCGAACGUCGGACUUCUCCAGAAAAGGAGAACCCAUCGAAACAAACGGAGGACCAAACGACUGGAAUAGAAAAGCAAAAUACGACGAACGCGUCAUCUUUCGUAGUCCCGGCGCCCGAGAUGAACAGCACAAUUCUAGGAUACGACGCAAAUGCAAUUGAGGAAGGUGGACAAGCAGCUGGAGGAGGAGGUAGAGGGUCCUCUCGAGCAGGAAUAGGAACUGCUGGUCUUACUUCUGCCCAGAGCGAUUCUGGCUCAGCGCGUAAUCGCAACCUUGGAAUCUUUCCAACUGGUGGAGUCUCGAUUUCUCCACCAAUAGAGGUAAGCCACGAUAUCACCAGUACGUACCAUUAGGGGUUGGAAGUUGACCUCUCUAUGUGCGCAUCUCUAUGGCUUCUCUGAGUAGGAAAGGCAUAACUACGCGAGCUAGAGAGGUCAACUCUCAGCCCCUAAUACCAAGUCGUGGCUCCAUCUACUAACGCUGUUGGCGGACCGUCACCUUUGAUACGAAGGGUCGGAGCAGCAGUCCUAGGUGCCUCACCUAGCGGGACGAAUCUGUCCACACCUACAGUCAAAAUCGAUGACUUGUUAAAUGCCGGAGGUGCGGCAGGAUAUCCCUCAACUGGGGGAAAAAGUUUCGGUUUCGGAAGUAGUGCGCGUCAUGGAGCAGGAGCAUCGCUGGGAGUCUUCUCGUCGCCAUCCGGCGUACUUGGUGGAGCAAUAGCACCAUCACAACAGGCGACAGCUGGUCGCACCGGUGUGCCUCCCUUAUUGGCAGACGGCCUGUCGCUUUCGCGUGUCGUCGCCGCACAAAGAGAACCAGCUUCUUCGGAACGUCCUGCUUCAGUUGCAUCGCCGAUGCCUUGCUUUUCUUCUCCAGAUGCUGGUCGUGCAUCACUAGGAGAGACGUCCAAGUUCCAAAACAACACGACGUCAGAGCCUGGUCAAAACGCAGUAUCCGCUUCCUCAAGCUCCCAAGUGUUCGUUUUCAGUCCACCGGCAAUGCAUGUUUGCCUGAAUCCGCCAGUUCUGGACCUCGAAAGCAUCCUGAAAAUGGGCUCGGCGCCGUUCUUGGCCCGCAGAAUUGAGUCAAAUGCGCAGAGUAGAACAGCAAGUAGUAGUAGCGGCGGUGCGAAAACAACUUUAGGAUUAGGAUCCUCUUCGGCGGGCAUAGUUACAUCACAAGAAGAACCACUACAACCGAAGACUGAUCCUAUGAGGAUAAGCAGCUCUUGGAACACCAGCGGCGAAAAACAUCAAGCGAAUCGUGGCGAGAUUCAUCCAGGAUCAACAAGACCACUGCUUUUUACGAGGAAACGUGCCGCAACCAGCGAAAUAUUUGCAAAUAACAACCGCUCAUCAACAGACGCCACUUUUCCGUCCGGAACCGGAUUCGCUACGACAGGCGCGACGCGAACACGACGAGGCAGUGAUAGUCAACAACAGCUGCAUGUUGCGGAGCCGGCAGUGAAAACGACAAAAGCCUCAGGAGGGUCGCAAACCGAUAAGAAGAAUCAACUGCUGGAACGAAUACGAAGAUUGGAAGCUUCGGCUGCAAGUGUCAUGGCAAUAUCCCGACUUGAACGCGAGGCCAAGAAGAGCGUACCAGUGUCAAAAAGAAAACAGCCUCUUUGUUGGACUUCAGGGCCAAAAAGGGUACUGUUUGCGUUUCUUGUACUAAAUUCGAAUCGUUUGUAACAUCUUCCACCUCUACUGCUCCUGGUGAUACAAAGGAAAUUUUCAAUUAAGGAAAUUUUCAAUUUUUGCUAGAAGUGCUCAUCUAUGUUCCUUUCUACAAUCAUCAGAUCUUAGACUUGGUAAAUGAAUAUCAACAGCUUCUUCUUCAUUUCACCAUGUUGACAGUUGUAAUAUGGAGAAUCUUCGCCCACCGUCGUUGUACUAAGCUCCUGUAGAACUACAUUUAUGUUUGUUCUCACUCAGGUUUACUGUAGAACUACAUUUCUCCUUCUCGUUCUUCAGGUACAACAAGGAACGCCAUUCCUUGGGCGUUUUUCGAGUCCAGAGUCGAGGUUCAGAGGCUUUGGCACAACAGUCCGGUCUGAUGUAGCUGCAGAACUAGACGAUGCUUUGCGAUCAGUAGAAUUUCGUCGAGAUGCCGUUCUUGAUUCCUUUCUUGUUCCCACCUAGCAACUAUCAACGUUGCUGCACCACAUCAUCAUGACUUGGUAGUUCUCGUUUGUUUUUACGCCUAUUCCUAUUUAAUUGCUCUGUUAGAGUUAGUAUUCCACUGAAUCUACUUCAUGUACAAGUACAACUACCAGUACCAACUAUCUCGUGACAUAAUUAUUGACCUUGACAUGUUGAUGUUUGGUGGAUUUGUUUGUUUGAGUACUUGUGAUAAAUUUAAGUGUAGAAGCAAGUUGUUUUUUUACGCUUCCUGGUGAUCAUCUAUAGUCCCUUGAGCAUCAAGAAAACUAAUGCGACGAAAGCAGCCGAGUCGUGCACAUUAUCGAUCCCGGCGAUCUUUGAAGCACCCACUCCUAAGAAGGUCUAAC
Molecule: messenger RNA, 3559 nt
Organism: Amoebophrya sp. A25
Lineage: Eukaryota; Dinophyceae; Syndiniales; Amoebophryaceae
Source: the annotation of a GenBank genome assembly